GAGGCUCUAUAUUGUGACGGGGAUUAAUACAGCACGUAGCUGUGGGAGGAGUUGGGUGGUGCGCACCGCGCCUGCGCCGCGCCAGCUCCUUUUUUCCCAUUUUAUUUUUUUUGUUUGAGACAAAAUGGCGACGAGCGAGGGGAUUCUGAUCGGAGACAAGGUUUACUCGGCUGUCUUCCUCACCAUCGAUAACUCCCUCAUCCCCGAGGAGAAGCUCUCACCCACCCCGUCCAUGCAGGAUGGCCUGGACCUGGAGGUGGAGACCGACUUGCGGAUCCUGGGCUGUGAAUUAAUUCAGUCGGCCGGAAUCUUGCUGCGCUUACCGCAGGUGGCCAUGGCUACGGCCCAGGUCCUGUUCCAGCGCUUCUUCUUCUCCAAGUCCUUCGUCAAGCACAGUUUCGAGAUUGUUGCAAUGGCUUGUAUCAAUCUUGCAUCAAAAAUUGAAGAAGCACCUCGUCGUGUGAGAGAUGUGAUAAAUGUAUUCCACCAUUUGCGCCAGCUAAGAGGCAAAAGGACCCCAACACCACUGAUACUUGAUCAAAACUACAUUAAUACCAAAAACCAAGUGAUCAAAGCAGAAAGACGAGUAUUGAAGGAAUUGGGAUUUUGCGUUCAUGUAAAGCAUCCACACAAGAUAAUUUUUAUGUAUCUUCAAGUGCUCGACUGUGAACGAAAUCAAACACUUGUCCAAACAGCCUGGAAUUACAUGAAUGACAGCCUUCGCACAAGUGUAUUUGUCCGGUUUAAGCCAGAAACUAUAGCCUGUGCUUGCAUCUACCUUGCGGCUAGAGCUUUACAAAUUGUUUUACCAAAUCGCCCUCAUUGGUUUGUCCUUUUUGGCGCAAAAGAGGAGGAAAUCCAGGAUAUCUGCAUCACCACUUUGAAACUUUAUACUCGAAAGAAGCCCAACUAUGAGCAUGUGGAGAAAGAAGUAGAAAAGAGGAAAGUUGCAUUACAAGAAGCUAAAUUGAAAGCUAAAGGAUUGAACCCUGAUGGAACUCCUGCUCUUUCCACUUUGGGAGGCUUCUCUCCGGGUUCUAAACCAUGCUCUCCCAGAGAAGCUAAAACAGAAGACAAGACUCCUGGAAUUCAGAACCCUAAAGCUAUCAAAAAGGAACCAGAAGACCGACAGUUGAACUCUAAAAGUCCUUACAAUGGGUUGAGGAAAGAAAGUAAACAAAGCCGAAACAGUAGGAGUGUCAGCCAUUCAAGGUCACGAACAAGGUCAAGGUCCCGUUCGCCACGAAGACAUUACAAUAGAAGAAGCAGAUCCGGGACAUACAGUUCCCGGUCAAGGAGCAGGUCCCACAGUCACAGCGUGUCCCCUCGUCGACGUCACAAUCACACAUCACCACACAUCAAGUCAAAAUCUCAUCGCAGUGAGGAAACAAAAAUUUCUAUUAGGCAUGGUCACAAGAGGAAGAAAUCCCACAGUAGAUCACGUAGCCGUAGUAAAUCCAGGGACCGUUGUGACCUUGUGAAGAAACGACGGCAUGAGAAAGAGCACCAUAGGGAUAGGCAUGAGCGAUCACGCUCUUAUGAAAGAUCCCAUAAAAGCAAACAUCAUAGCAGUGGUCACUCAGGACACAGCAGGCAUCGUCGGUAGAUGCUAAGAGCUAAUUUAACAAUAAUGCCUAAAUCUAAUUACGUUAAAUGUGUAGUAUAAUGACUUGUAAAUGAUGCUUUUUUUAUAAAGGGUUUGU
This is a messenger RNA of Carcharodon carcharias (great white shark), 1703 nucleotides long. RefSeq names its product cyclin L1a (gene ccnl1a). The coding region runs from base 125 to 1606 and encodes 493 amino acids. Lineage: Eukaryota; Metazoa; Chordata; Chondrichthyes; Lamniformes; Lamnidae. The record is from RefSeq and is a predicted model, not a curated record. Gene Ontology annotation, cellular component: nucleus. Gene Ontology annotation, molecular function: cyclin-dependent protein serine/threonine kinase regulator activity. Gene Ontology annotation, biological process: regulation of transcription by RNA polymerase II. The transcript is spliced from 11 exons.